GCUCAUUUGAUGAGCACUACAGUAAUUGUGGUUAUAGUGUUGCCUUGGGAACCAAUGGAUUUACCUGGGAGCAGAUCAAUACCUGGGAAAAGCCAACAAUGGAUCCUGCUGUCCCAACUGGCUCCUUCAUGAUGGUGAACAGCUCUGGGCGGGCAUCUGGGCAGAAAGCUCACUUGCUGUUGCCUACGCUGAAGGAAAAUGACACGCAUUGCAUCGACUUCCACUAUUACUUAUCCAGCAGAGACCGUUCGAGUCCUGGCUCUCUGAAUGUCUAUGUGAAGGUGAAUGGAGGACCACAGGGCAAUCCUAUAUGGAAUGUCUCGGGGGUUGUUACAGAAGGUUGGGUGAAAGCAGAACUUGCCAUCAGUACAUUCUGGCCACAUUUUUAUCAGGUGAUAUUUGAAUCUGUCUCUUUGAAAGGACAUCCAGGGUACAUAGCUGUGGAUGAAGUCAGAGUUCUCGCCCAUCCAUGCAGAAAAGCACCUCAUUUCCUACGACUUCAGAACGUGGAGGUUAAUGUGGGACAGAAUGCGACAUUCCAGUGCAUUGCUGGGGGGAAGUGGUCUCAGCAUGACAAACUCUGGCUACAGCAGUGGAAUGGAAGGGACACAGCAUUAAUGGUCACUCGAGUGGUCAACCAUAGACGUUUUUCUGCUACUGUCAGUGUAGCUGACACCUCUCAACGCAGUAUCAGCAAGUACCGAUGUGUCAUUCGUUCAGAUGGUGGAUCUGGAGUUUCGAAUUAUGCAGAAUUAAUAGUGAAAGAGCCCCCAACUCCUAUCGCCCCUCCUGAGCUGCUGGCUGUCGGAGCCACGUACCUGUGGAUCAAACCCAACGCCAACUCCAUCAUUGGAGAUGGGCCCAUCAUAUUGAAAGAGGUGGAGUAUCGGACAACCACUGGGAAUUGGGCAGAAACACACAUUGUAGACUCUCCUAAUUACAAACUGUGGCAUUUGGAUCCUGAUGUGGAGUAUGAGAUCAGAGUGCUGCUCACUCGCCCUGGAGAGGGAGGUACAGGGCCCCCUGGACCACCACUUACAACAAGAACAAAAUGUGCAGAUCCCGUCCAUGGACCACAAAAUGUAGAAGUUGUUGAUAUUCGCUCCCGGCAGCUGACGUUGCAGUGGGAGCCCUUUGGUUAUGCGGUGACCCGCUGUCACAGUUACAAUCUCACAGUCCAGUACCAGUAUGUGUUUAACCAGCAAAAAUUUGAGGCAGAGGAACUCAUCCAAACUUCUUCCCACUACACCUUGCGAGGCCUUCGGCCCUUCAUGACCAUCAGGCUGAGGUUAGCCCUCUCUAACCCGGAGGGCAAAAUGGAAAGUGAGGAGUUGGUUGUGCAGACUGAGGAAGAUGUUCCUGGACCUGUUCCCUUGGAAUCCAUCCAGGGAGGACCUUUUGAAGAGAAGAUCUAUGUUCAGUGGAAGCCUCCAAAUGAGACAAAUGGCAUCAUUACACUCUAUGAGAUUACAUACAAGGCCGUUGGGUCUCUGGAUCCCAGUGCUGACCUGUCCAGCCAAAGAGGGAAAGUCUUCAAACUAAGGAAUGAAACACAUCACCUCUUUGUAGGAUUAUACCCAGGGACUACGUAUUCAUUCACCAUCAAAGCCAGCACAGUCAAGGGCUUUGGGCCACCCAUCACAACACGGAUUGCAACUAAGAUUUCAGCACCAUCAAUGCCAGAAUAUGACACGGACUCCCCCCUGAAUGAGACUGACACUACCAUCACUGUUAUGCUGAAGCCUGCUCAGUCCCGAGGAGCACCUGUCAGUGUCUAUCAACUUGUUGUCAAGGAGGAGAAGCUGCAGAAAGCACGGAGAGCUGCAGACAUCAUUGAAUGCUUCUCUGUACCAGUGAGCUACAAGAACGCUUCCAGUCUUGACUCACCACACUACUUUGCAGCUGAGCUGAAACCCACCAACCUGCCUGUUACACAGCCAUUCACAGUGGGAGACAACAAAACCUACAACGGCUACUGGAAUGCUCCACUUUCUCCCCUGAAAAGCUACAGCAUAUACUUCCAGGCUCUUAGCAAGGCAAAUGGAGAAACAAAAAUCAACUGUGUCCGGCUGGCAACAAAAGGAGCUUCCACCCAGAAUUCCAAUGCAGUGGAACCAGAAAAACAAGUUGACAGUACGGUGAAAAUGGCCGGAGUUAUAGCUGGUCUUCUGAUGUUUGUUAUUAUCCUCUUGGGAGCAAUGCUUACCAUCAAGAGAAGGAAGCUAGCCAAGAAGCAGAAGGAGACUCAGACCAGCACGCAGAGGGAGAUGGGUCCCGUGGCUACUUCCGACAAGACCUCUACCAAACUCAGUGCUGUUCACAAUGAAGAAGCUUUUUCUUCCAGCUGCCAAGAUGUUAAUGGAUUCAGUAAAAGGUACAGUAACCAUGGAGAGAUGACCCAGCCGACCCUGACUAUCCAGACCCACCCAUACCGGAGCUGUGAGCCGGUGGAAAUGUCCUACCCCCGGGGGCAGUUCCAGCCAGCCAUCCGAGUGGCCGACCUGCUGCAGCACAUCACCCAGAUGAAGCGAGGACAGGGCUAUGGAUUUAAAGAGGAGUAUGAGGCACUACCUGAGGGGCAGACAGCAUCCUGGGAUACAGCCAAGGAAGACGAAAACCGCAAUAAGAACAGAUAUGGAAACAUAAUCUCCUAUGAUCAUUCAAGAGUGAGAUUGCAACUGCUGGAUGGGGACCCUCACUCCGACUACAUAAACGCCAAUUACAUAGAUGGCUACCACCGGCCUCGCCAUUACAUUGCAACUCAAGGGCCAAUGCAAGAGACAGUGAAGGAUUUCUGGAGAAUGAUUUGGCAAGAAAACUCUGCAAGUGUUGUCAUGGUCACCAACUUGGUGGAAGUGGGCAGGGUAAAGUGUGUUCGAUACUGGCCAGAUGACACAGAGGUCUAUGGAGAUAUUAAAGUCACAUUAAUUGAGACAGAACCAUUGGCAGAGUAUGUCAUACGCACAUUUACUGUACAAAAGAAAGGCUACCAUGAGAUCCGAGAGAUUCGUCAGUUCCACUUCACCAGCUGGCCAGACCACGGGGUUCCUUGCUAUGCCACCGGCCUCCUUGGCUUUGUUCGUCAAGUGAAGUUUCUCAAUCCCCCAGAAGCAGGACCCAUUGUUGUGCACUGCAGCGCUGGGGCUGGGAGAACAGGGUGCUUUAUUGCCAUCGACAUCAUGCUUGACAUGGCAGAGAACGAAGGCGUGGUAGAUAUAUUUAACUGUGUGCGAGAGCUGCGAUCCCAAAGGGUCAAUCUGGUCCAGACGGAGGAGCAGUAUGUAUUUGUCCAUGAUGCCAUUUUGGAGGCAUGUCUCUGUGGCAACACGGCCAUUCCAGUUUGUGAGUUCAGAUCCAUAUAUUACAACAUCAGCAGACUAGAUCCACAGACCAAUUCCAGCCAGAUAAAAGAUGAGUUUCAGACUCUCAAUAUUGUGACACCGCGUGUUCGGCCAGAAGACUGCAGCAUCGGUCUUUUGCCAAGGAACCAUGACAAGAACCGCUGCAUGGAUGUGUUGCCCUUGGACCGGUGCCUGCCUUUCCUCAUCUCUGUGGAUGGUGAAUCAAGUAACUACAUCAAUGCUGCACUCAUGGAUAGCCACAAGCAACCUGCUGCCUUUAUUGUAACCCAACACCCUUUGCCCAACACCAUAGCAGACUUCUGGAGGCUGGUAUUUGAUUAUAACUGCUCCUCUGUCGUGAUGCUGAAUGAGAUGGAUGCAGCACAGCUCUGUAUGCAGUACUGGCCAGAGAAGACGUCCUGUUGUUAUGGCCCAAUUCAAGUAGAGUUUGUUUCAGCAGACAUUGAUGAAGAUAUCAUCAACCGGAUAUUCCGGAUCUGCAACAUGGCCAGGCCUCAGGAUGGAUAUCGCAUAGUUCAGCACCUGCAGUACAUUGGCUGGCCGGCAUACAGGGACACCCCUCCUUCCAAACGCUCCCUCCUGAAGGUGGUCAGAAGGUUGGAGAAGUGGCAGGAACAGUAUGAUGGGAGAGAUGGACGGACUGUUGUCCACUGCCUGAAUGGUGGGGGACGCAGCGGUACCUUCUGUGCCAUCUGCAGCGUGUGUGAAAUGAUUCAACAGCAAAAUAUCAUUGAUGUGUUCCACAUAGUGAAAACAUUACGAAAUAACAAAUCCAACAUGGUGGAGUCACUGGAACAGUAUAAAUUUGUAUAUGAGGUUGCACUGGAAUACUUGAGUUCCUUUUAGCCCAGCAGAGGGAGGGGAGGCUCUGAAAUGCCAGACCCCAAUCUCUGGCAGACGUUUCUCCCCUCUUCCACACUGGAAGGCAGUAACAAGUGUGGGAAGGAAAACCUCUCCUUCCCGGAGCAAGAGACUGAGAUUGCACAGACCUCGUUGGAAGGAAGAGAAAAUGCCUGUGUUUGCUGCUGCCUGCUUUCUAUUGGAACAUCUACUGCUUCUUAAGUAACCUACUGUAAAAAUUAGCAAAAUGGGAGACAGGCUGAAAGACUGGACUUUCUAAUCCCCUCUGACUUCUUCUCUCCUCUUUUGGAUUGUAUUUUUGCUCUCCUUGCUGCAGAGUAGGGAAGGAAUGAAACCCUUAGGAAAUUCUCUUUUAAAUGUCUCCUUUUUAAUUUAUAAUUUUGUUCUCAAAUCCCAGUCUUUAAUUUUUUAAUUUCAUGCAGCAGUCAUUUGGGAAAAAUGAGAUAGCCAUAGGGGAUAUAUGAAAUGUUUCACUACAAUUUGUCUACCUUAUCUGUUUCCUUUUAUUUGUUUUUCCAAGUGAAAAGGCCAACACAAAAAAAAA
Haliaeetus leucocephalus (bald eagle) is the source of this 4767-nucleotide messenger RNA. It is a transcript of the gene PTPRT, whose product is annotated as protein tyrosine phosphatase, receptor type, T. Bases 99 to 4208 code for a protein of 1369 amino acids. Gene Ontology annotation, biological process: protein dephosphorylation. The transcript has 30 exons. Gene Ontology annotation, molecular function: protein tyrosine phosphatase activity; protein binding. Gene Ontology annotation, cellular component: membrane. Lineage: Eukaryota; Metazoa; Chordata; Aves; Accipitriformes; Accipitridae. The record is from RefSeq and is a predicted model, not a curated record.